Messenger RNA from Letharia columbiana, 339 nucleotides. RefSeq lists its product as uncharacterized. NCBI's taxonomy places the organism in Eukaryota, Fungi, Ascomycota, Lecanoromycetes, Lecanorales, Parmeliaceae. The coding region runs from base 1 to 339 and encodes 112 amino acids. The transcript has a single exon. The record is from RefSeq and is a predicted model, not a curated record.
AUGGGGGGAUGGAAUGAAACGUGUCACUGUCCAUGUCCAACCAUAACCCGCGCCAUCGAUGGACGCCCAGGACCUGCCCAGUAUUUUGAGAUUGUGCACGUGAGAAACAGCCUAUGUGGGAUGUGUGCAUUCAACAGUAAUAUCCAUCAAGGCGGGAACAAAACAAUCAGGUCUAGCACGUGGCCGUUUGAGAAACCACUCCGUCCAGACCUUGACUUUAACACUGCUUCAAACGAAGACAGUGAAAGGUUACGGAUUUCCGACUAUGGACCUGGCUUGGUUCAAAUCAUGGGCUGGCAAUGGGACGAAGAGACCAAGAGGGAUAUCAUGUUAUGCUAA